Molecule: messenger RNA, 1014 nt
Organism: Medicago truncatula (barrel medic)
Lineage: Eukaryota; Viridiplantae; Streptophyta; Magnoliopsida; Fabales; Fabaceae
Exons: 5
Coding region: 1-1014 (337 amino acids)
Source: RefSeq, a predicted model, not a curated record
AUGUCAAGGAGUACCAUGAAGCGUGUUAUUACUGAUCGAGAUGUUGAUAUGGUGAAAAAUCUCAUAGAGCGAUGCAUGCAAUUGUAUAUGAGUCCAAAAGAAAUAUUGAAAACAUUACUAGAGAAAGCAAAUAUUGAGCCUGAAUUCACUGAAAUCGUAUCUGAGAAUCCAACAAGCUAUCAUGUUGAUGUGCAAACUUCAAAAGGCUUGAAUCUAAAAAAUAUUCUACAUGGUGUAGAUUCAAGUUUAUCUAAUACUAAAAAUGGUGGAUCAUCAUCCGGUAUUAUUGAUAUGUCUUUUCAUGGAGAUAUUUCAAAUGUGUCGACUUAUAAUACUCAAAAUACAAACAUGAGUCUACAACAAGGAAUCAGUGGGGGGGCAAACAUAUCAAAACCUGGAUAUUCAAGUUCUUCUCCUCUCAUGUUUGGCAUUGAUGGAAAAGCUGUAGAGGUUAAUCCAAAUAUCGGAGAUGCUAUUCUACAUGGUGUGGAUUCAAAUUUAUCUAACGCGUUUAAUAAUGGUGGGUCAUCAUCUGGUAUUAUUGAUAUGUCUUUUCAUGGAGAUAUUUCAAGUGUGCCUUAUAAUACUCAAAAUACAAACAUGAGUCUACAACAAGGAAUCAGUUGGGGGGCAAACAUAUCAAAACCUAGAUAUUCAAGUUCUUCUCCUCUCAUGUUUGGUGCUGAUGGAAAAGUUGCGGGGGUUAAUCCAAAUAUCGGAGAUGCAUAUGUUACACCAAUCACUAAUGUUGAACCUAACUCACGUUCUGUGAAUGGAGCAAUUCUGGAUCAUACAAAGACUUCUUCUAAUGAACUAUUGUCUAGAAAUUUUAGCUUUCCAGAAGAGUCUUCUCAUGCUUCUUUGUUUUUAGGUAGUAGUUCAUCUCCUUCUUUGACUGGUGUAUUGGAUGAUUAUCCUAGACCGCCACCUUUUUUAAAUUUUGAUGAUGAUAACUUGCUUGAAAUACUAGAAAAGGUUGAACAAAAUGCUUAUAAAACAAUAACUCGUAGAUGA